AUGAUAUUGUCAAAUGUGAUAAGAGUGGCACGACAGCCCCUGGAUGUUUUAGAACACUUCCAAAGAGCCCUUAGACCCUUACUCCUGCAGUGUUUAUUGAAUCUGUGUGCACCCAUCACCAAAACUGGUUUCCCGAACUUUGAAGUUGUAAAUAUAACAUCUGAAAGCUUGAACUAUGACGUUAUUGUAGGUGAUGAGGGAUGCUUUACAGCCUCUCGUCUUCCUGGAACACAUCCACAGAGCCUUGGCACCCCUGCUACUACAAUGUCUAUUAAAUCUGUACUGACCCAUUGUUAUAACCGGUUUACCGUACCUUGA
This is a messenger RNA of Danaus chrysippus (African queen), 318 nucleotides long. The record is from the annotation of a GenBank genome assembly. Lineage: Eukaryota; Metazoa; Arthropoda; Insecta; Lepidoptera; Nymphalidae.